ACAAGAAAAUAUGGGCAGUGCUUUGUAUAUGCUGACAAUGAGGUCAACCAUGGUGGUGCUGCUGCUGAUCUUUCUUGCUGUAACCGAGUUCCGGCCAGCCAUUGCCAUCGCAAUCGUGCAAAUACGACAGAUCGCAGCUAAGAAUAACGUUAGUGGCGUGUUUGUGUUUGGCGAUUCGAGUGUCGAUCCAGGGAACAACAACCAUCUCGCUACAACCGAUAAGAGUAAUUUCCCACCUUACGGAAUGGACUUCUUCGACGGUCAACCCACCGGCAGGUUUAGUAAUGGAAGACUUGCCACUGAUUUCAUAGCUGAGGCACUGGGCUAUAUGAAAGCAAUUCAACCAUAUCUCGAAUCAGGAAUGCCAAGGGCCAUCAAUCUUUCUCAUGGAGUUAGUUUUGCUUCUGCUGGUUCUGGCUACGAUAAUUUCACUGCUCAAGUUUCGAAUGUGUUGUCGUUGUCACACCAACUGAAGUAUUUUGCGCAUUACAAGCUGCACCUUGGCCAAAAGAUAGGAGUAAAAGAGGCUGAUGAAUCCAUCCGCAAUGCAGUGUUUGUAUUGAGCAUGGGAACCAACGAUUUUCUACAGAACUACUACGUUGAGCCCACUCGAAGUGCCCAAUACACCGUGGAACAAUACGGAGAUUAUUUGAUCUCUCUCCUUUUUGGUUACGUCAAGAAAAUGCAUUCCCUAGGAGCAAGAAGAUUGGUGGUUGUUGGGGUUGUGCCUUUCGGAUGCAUGCCUUUGGUCAAAACAUUGAAGGAUACAACCAAAUGCGACGACGAUUACAACAACGUGGCUCUUUCAUUCAAUCGAAAGAUCAAAAAGGCAUUGGUUACAAUGAGAAUAUCAUUGAGGAUGAAAACCGUGUAUGCUGAUGCUUAUAGUGUCAUCCAAAGGGCAAUCCAGAACCCUAAAAGAUACGGGUUUGUUGAGACUUCAAAGGGGUGCUGCGGAACAGGAACAUAUGAAUAUGGUAUUACUUGUAAAGGGUUGGAUACAUGUGUCGAUCGAGAGAAAUAUUUAUUCUGGGAUGCAGUUCAUCCAACGAAUAGAAUGUAUAAGAUCAUUGCAGAUGAGGCUUUAAGUUCAAUUAUGACUGAUCUAUUUUAAUGAUUCUACAGAUAUAUUAUAAGUUAUAUGAGUAUGGAACUUUGUUACUAUUCUUUUAUGUUAGUGUGCAAAUAUUAACGUACCAUGUUCGAAUGAUCUAA
Molecule: messenger RNA, 1215 nt
Organism: Cynara cardunculus var. scolymus (artichoke)
Lineage: Eukaryota; Viridiplantae; Streptophyta; Magnoliopsida; Asterales; Asteraceae
Product: GDSL esterase/lipase At5g45950-like
Exons: 5
Coding region: 11-1114 (367 amino acids)
Molecular function (GO): hydrolase activity, acting on ester bonds
Source: RefSeq, a predicted model, not a curated record